AUGGGGACCACAGGACUCCGAUGCACAUUAUGGCUCAUCUACCUGACACUGCUGGUUGACUCGCUCACUCAGACUGCUGAUGCAAAUCACAUCGGCCGAGUGUGCGCGACUUGGGGCCAAUAUCACUGGAAGACCUUUGAUGGAAAUUUCUUCCAGCUGGCCUCCAGUUGUAACUAUCUCAUGGCCUACCAGUGUAAGGGCAGCUACAGUGAUUUCAACAUCCAGAUGAGGCGCACGACAGUCAACAAUGUCCCAACCAUCAGCGAAAUCACCUUGAUGCUUGAUGGUACAGUGGUGGAGCUCUCCGACAGCUCAGUGAUCGUGGACGGAAACAAGGUGUCUCUGCCGAAUGUCACAUUGGGGAUUACUGUCAUGGGAACCACAUCUGGUAUAACUGUAGAAACUAAGCUGGGAAUUAAAGUUAUGUGGAACCUGGAUGACUCCCUGAAUAUUGAAAUAGAUAAAAAAUACCAGAACCAGACAUGUGGACUCUGUGGGAACUUUGACGGCACACCCAAUGAUUUCAUGAAAGACGGAGCUCAGCUGUCUGUUACAGACUAUGCGGACACCCACAAGAACGAUGGGCCAACUGAGACGUGUGAGGAGCUUGUGCUCAGCCCCGUGCUGAGCUGUGGCAGUCAGAUCUUCUCCAGUGAUUCCUUCAGCAGCUGCCAGAACCUUCUGGAUGUGAAAUCCUUCAGUGAAACCUGUACGGCUGAUAUGUGCAGCAAAGAAAACAACACCGACCCUUUCCUCUGCAAAACCAUCUCAGAGUUCUCCAGACAGUGUGUCCACGCAGGCGGCAAGCCCAGUCAAUGGAGGAAUGACACAUUUUGCUACAUGGAAUGUCCAUACAACAUGGAGUACAUGGAGUAUAGCAGUUCAUGUGUUGACAGCUGCUCCACCCCUCAGGCCAGCCAGACAUGUCACAGCCACUACAGUGAAGGCUGCCACUGCCCUGCCGGAACGGUCUUGGAUGACAUUAGUAGCAGUGGCUGUGUUGCAGUGGACCAGUGUCCAUGUCUGCACAACAACACAGUCUACAAGUCAGGACAGUCCUACUCUUACAACUGUAGAUCCUGUGUGUGUGAGAGUGGACAAUGGAAUUGUAAGGAGGAAAACUGUCCAGGAAUGUGCUCUGUGGCGGGCGGGGCUCACAUCAACACCUUCGAUGGAAAAGACUACACCUUCCAUGGAGACUGCUCCUACGUCCUGACUAAGGUACAAGGGGAUGGCUUACACACUGUGCUGGUGGACCUGGUCAAGUGUGGACUUGAUGACAGAAAGACCUGCCUCAGAUCUGUAACUCUGAGUGUGAACAAUACUCUGGUUAUUAAAAUUCAAUCAAGCGGGCAGGUCUACGUGAACAACCUUCUUUCUCAGCUUCCACUGUUUCAACCAACGAUGAGUGCCUUCAGGCCUUCGUCCUUCUACAUCCUUCUGCAUUUCAAGACGGGCAUACAAGUGAUGGUCCAGCUGUCCCCCGUGAUGCAGGUCUUCAUCACAGCCGACACUUCACUCAAAGGAACCUUCUCUGGUUUGUGCGGGAACUUCAACAACGUAAUGAGCGAUGACUUCAGGGCGAUCAGUGGGCUGGUGGAGGGCACUGCAGCAGCGUUUGCCAACUCAUGGAAAACUAGAGCCAGCUGCCCCGACAUCACUCCGUCCUUUGUACACCCCUGUCAGCAAAACACCAACAAAGAAACGUACGCCAAGCACUGGUGCUCCAAUAUAAUGGAUCCUAAGGGAGAGUUUGCUCCCUGCCACUCUGUCAUUAGCCCCAAGAUUUACUACGAUAACUGCAAGUAUGACAGCUGUAACUGUGAGAAAUCUGAGGAAUGCAUGUGUGCUGCGGUCUCCUCGUACGUCUAUGCCUGUUCAGCCGCAGGAAUACACUUCAGCGGCUGGAGGAAGACCAUCUGCGGCACAUACAGUACAUCAUGUCGAGCAGAAACGGUGUACCAGUACAACAUGACCAGCUGCAGUCGUACCUGCCGUUCCCUCAGCCAGCCCGACUACUCCUGCCAGACCACCUUCACCACAGUGGACGGCUGUGGCUGUGCCGAGGGAACCUACAUGAACGAGGAGGAGAACUGUGUGCCCAAAGAAAGCUGUCCCUGCUACGAUAAAGACAACGUUGUUCCGGCCGGACAGACUUUCCACAACGACGGCUACACAUGUGUCUGCCGACAUGGAGCUCUCAGCUGCUCAGGACUGCCACCUUUACAACCGUCACCAUCAUGCCUUUCCCCCAUGGUCUACAUUAACUGCUCCACUGUUCAACCUGGGAUGACUGGGACAGAGUGUCAGAAGAGCUGCAGCAAUCUGGACAUAGCUUGUAUCAGUACAGGCUGUAAAUCUGGCUGCAUGUGCCCUGAUGGCCUGGUGUCAGAUGGAGCGGGAGGCUGUAUCAAAGAGACCAGCUGUCCAUGUCUGCACAAUGGAAACACAUAUCAAUCUGGAGAUACACUGACUGUGGGCUGCAACACCUGCUACUGCACAGGAAGGAAGUUCAUAUGUACCGAAGAAGUGUGCGAUGCAGUUUGUGGGAUCUACGGCGAUGGUCACUACACCACAUUUGACGAUAAGAGGUUCGACUUCAGCGGAGACUGUGAAUACACACUCCUUCAGGACUACUGCGGCACCGGUCAGAGCAAUGGAAGCUUCAGGAUUAUCACUGAGAAUGUUCCAUGUGGGACCACAGGGGCCACAUGCUCCAAGACCAUCCAGAUCUUCCUGGGGGAUAAUGAAUACCAACUUAAAGAUGAGACCUUCCAAAUGGUCAAGGGCAGCGGCCAGGUACUCCCCGCUCAGAUAAAAAAGAGUGGUAUUUACCUGGUGGUGACGAUCAAGCCGGGUCUCGUGCUCAUGUGGGACCAGAAGACCAGUCUUUUCGUUAACAUUUCCCCGCAGUUCAAGGGUCAAGUCUGUGGUCUGUGUGGAAACUACGACGGCAACAGUCAGAAUGAAUUCACCACGCGCUCUCAGGAGAUAGUGGCAGAUGUUCUUGAAUUUGGUAACAGUUGGAAGGUUUCAUCCAGCUGCCCAAAUGCCAAACUGCUCACUGAUCCCUGUGCCUCUAACGGCUACCGGGCAGCCUGGUCGGAGAAACAGUGCAGCAUCAUCAACAGUGUCACCUUCCAGAGCUGUCAUUCAAAGGUUGACCCUCUACCAUACCUUGACUCUUGCGUGAAAGACUCUUGUGCUUGUGACACUGGUGGGGACUGUGAGUGUCUCUGCACUGCUGUGGCUUCCUAUGCCAAAGCUUGUAACGAAGCCGGGGCCUGUGUUAAAUGGAGAUCUCCAAAGCUGUGCCCUAUUUUCUGCGACUAUUAUAAUAACCCUGGUGAAUGUGAAUGGCACUAUAAGCCUUGUGGAGUUGCCUGCAUGAAGACAUGUAGGAAUCCAUCAGGAAACUGUUCCGGGCUCAUCACUGCCCUGGAAGGUUGCUAUCCACAGUGUCCCCCAACCCAGCCUUACUUUGAUGAAGACAACAUGAAGUGCGUUGCCUUGAACCAAUGUGGCUGCUAUGAUGACAAAGGCGGCCAUUACAACAUUGGAGAUAAGGUUCCAUCGAACAACUGUCACACUUGCUCUUGCACUGUCUCUGGAAUAGGGUGCAGAUACGACGUGAACUCUUGUACAUGCGUUAUUGAUGGAAAAACCUACGACUAUGGGGAAACUAUAUACAACACCACGGAUGGUCUUGAGAACUGCUUCACAGCUAAGUGUGGGGCGAACGGGACCUUAACCAGGAAUAUCGAUACCCAGCACAACCGCACGUUCUACCACUCCAGUUUUUGGCACCACUACAAAGGCCUCAGUGUCUUCCACCACCACAGCUUUUCCCAGCUCUACUUCGAAUCCAUCAACAACCCCAUCUACAACUACAGCUGA
This is a messenger RNA of Anoplopoma fimbria (sablefish), 3897 nucleotides long. Its product is annotated as mucin-5AC-like. Gene Ontology annotation, molecular function: protein binding. Gene Ontology annotation, cellular component: extracellular matrix. Lineage: Eukaryota; Metazoa; Chordata; Actinopteri; Perciformes; Anoplopomatidae. Bases 1 to 3897 code for a protein of 1298 amino acids. The record is from RefSeq and is a predicted model, not a curated record. The transcript is spliced from 29 exons.